Messenger RNA from Penicillium daleae, 1053 nucleotides. Its product is annotated as phytanoyl-CoA dioxygenase family protein. The transcript has 3 exons. Bases 1 to 1053 code for a protein of 350 amino acids. Lineage: Eukaryota; Fungi; Ascomycota; Eurotiomycetes; Eurotiales; Aspergillaceae. The record is from RefSeq and is a predicted model, not a curated record.
AUGACAACCGCAGCCGCUCACCCUCAAAUUUCAUGUUCAUUGGACAAGAACGAGUUGCAAAAUUUUGGAAUGAAGGCCGGUAAUGGCGACCCACUCCCUGACAUUGGGUUGCUGAAGCCCUCUACGAUGGAUCUUCCGAUGGGUGAGCUUCGGAAAAGGUAUAACGAGGACGGCUAUCUAUGGAUGAAAGGAAUUCUCGAUGAAGAGAAAGUGCUUGACGUGCGGGAACAGUACUUCCGGUUUAUGACUGAGAACGGCGACACUGGGAUCUUAGCAAAGGGCACUGAUCCCCGAGAUGGUAUAUUCUCAGGUGAAGAUUGGCGAAACUUUCUACUACCGGGUGCUCUCCGCGUCUUCAACGGUUUAAGUGACGAAGGCGCUUUCGUGGACAAGGCCUUCAAAGCUCACGUCGCAGACUUUUACCAACAGUUUAAGGUAAAUGUCGAAAAGCCCCUCAGAGAGUUCGUUGGUGAGCUUCGUCAAUUCCGAGAUCCUAUGCUGUUGAAGCGAACUCUACUCCGAUGCAAUGUACCCGGUGGAGAGACUACACCUGUUCACUAUGACCAGAUCUUCCUUCGAGAUGGUCCACCGACUUCCAUUACCGCCUGGAUCCCACUCGGAGACUGUCCUUUGGCUGGUGGGGGACUCAUGUACUUGGAUAAUUCAGUCCCAAUUGGAGAGAAAUUCGAGGCGGACUUCUCGGAGAAAAGCAAGAGUUUAACAGAUGAAGAGCGAGUCUCUGCAUUCAACAAGAACAUGAUGGCCGGGGGAUUCAUAGACAGAAAUGCGGCAAAGUUUGGAAAGUACUGGGGUCGCCGGUGGCUUGUGGCUCACUACGAGGCUGGCGACGUUGUUUUCCACAAUCCUUUCAAGAUCCAUGCCAGCUGUCGCAAUGAGAGCCCCGAAGGCAUAAUACGACUCUCUACAGAUUUGCGAUUCGUUGAUCAAGCUGAGCCUUUUGACGAAAGAUGGCUGUAUGAAGCUUAUCAAGACAGCGACCCAAAUGUUGCCAGCCGUCAGUCACAGGUAUCUGGCGGGAAUGGACGAAGGUAA